AUGCUUUCUAAACAUAGAGUCACUCUUGGACUGAGUGGAAAUUCGUUUCUUCGAUCCAUUAGAAAUGCAUCAUCUAAGCACACAAAUCCUGGUAGAGAGGCUAUUCCAACUCGAUUUCCCACCCUUUAUAAUCCAAAACGUUCAGCAUCCAAUAAUAAAAUUCAACUCCCUAUAGGGCUGGUGUAUAACCCGGCGCCGGCAGCUCCCAGUCCCUAUGAGACACCAGCUGCUUUUCUGCCAAAAGAGGACAAGCGAACUGUUGUGGUAAACAGUGAAGAAUUCCCAGUAGACAAAAUCCCGGCUCUCAAAGAGCCUCUGGAGAAAAAAUACAAUUUGACUGAAAAGGAUCUUAUUGAAAUUCAUAAUCUCAGAACGUCAGAUCCUAAUAAAUGGACUCGAAGAGCCCUGGCGGAAAAGUUCAGCUGUUCAGAGUUUAUGAUUUCAGUUGCAUCAAAACCAAAUCCUGAAUAUAAAAAAGAAAUGGAUGAGAGGCUAGAAACUAUUAAAGAAUCGUGGUCACCACGAAGAGCCAGAGCAAGAAAUGACCGACAGCGGAGAAAGCGACUAUGGAUUCGGGAUGCCCAGUAG
Sugiyamaella lignohabitans is the source of this 588-nucleotide messenger RNA. It is a transcript of the gene MRPL20, whose product is annotated as mitochondrial 54S ribosomal protein YmL20. The transcript has a single exon. The coding region runs from base 1 to 588 and encodes 195 amino acids. The record is from RefSeq and is a predicted model, not a curated record. Gene Ontology annotation, molecular function: structural constituent of ribosome. Gene Ontology annotation, cellular component: mitochondrial large ribosomal subunit. NCBI's taxonomy places the organism in Eukaryota, Fungi, Ascomycota, Dipodascomycetes, Dipodascales, Trichomonascaceae.